AUGACAGAACCCAUCGUUCUCGAGCCAGACGAACCAGGACCUGACGAUGCCGCGGGGGAGGGUGCCGAGGGUACUGGGGAGCCAGACUUGGCUGCAGAAGGAGCCGGUGAUGCGGGGGCAAUGGAUGCUGAGGGAGCUGAGCCAACAGCCACGGGGGAGUCAAUUUCAGGACCUGGGGAAGCAGCAGAGGAGGCUUCCUCAGAGGCGCAAGAGCCAGCACUGGCAGAGUCGAAUGGCGCAGGACCAGAAGAGGCUGCGGAAAUGGAUUGCACCGAGGGAGCUGAGGAGCCCGCAGCCGUCGCAGAGCCGAGUGGCGCAGGAUCCGGUGACGCUGGAGCAGAGGAGCCAGCCAACACGGUGACCACAGAGAGCACGAACAUUGACGGCGACAGUGGUGAAUCUCAAGGCACUGCCCUGCAAAGCUCCUCAGCAGAGCUCUGGGAGUUGGUUGUCUGA
Molecule: messenger RNA, 456 nt
Organism: Symbiodinium pilosum
Lineage: Eukaryota; Dinophyceae; Suessiales; Symbiodiniaceae
Source: the annotation of a GenBank genome assembly